Electrophorus electricus (electric eel) is the source of this 958-nucleotide messenger RNA. RefSeq names its product interleukin 22 (gene il22). Lineage: Eukaryota; Metazoa; Chordata; Actinopteri; Gymnotiformes; Gymnotidae. The record is from RefSeq and is a predicted model, not a curated record. Gene Ontology annotation, cellular component: extracellular region.
CUUUACCGCAGUGACGCGGAUAUAAAAUCUGGGCCAAAGCGGGUAGAUAUAAGAAGCUACCUUGUUAAGCAGGAGUGCAAGAAGUCCCAAGUGAGACAGGCGAUUGUUCAGGUGAUCUGUAAGAAGCCCGAGAAGCCAAACUGUUGGAAAGAUGAAGUGCAUUGCCAUUCUAGCUUUAAUAUGUGCUUACCUUUUGAGUGGAACUGCUACGCCAGUUUUGCGCACUGUGCGUCACCGUCCGCGUCCUUUGGACAACUCCGAAACUUGGAACAACGUGAUUGUGAUGGCAAAACACGCGCAAGCAAGAGACAGAGAUCACGAGACACGCUUGAUCCCAGAAAUUUCAAGCGAUAAACUUAAAGCUGGGAAUGUUUGCUGCAUCAAUGCCAGAAUCCUGGAUUACUACCUCAGUGACAUUUUGCAUGCGGACCAAAUAGAGUAUCCACGUCUCCAUUUAGUGAAGCCUGAUCUGAAGAGGGUUGCUAGAGACUUGAAACCACAUUGCAAUUCCAACCGGGAUGAUAAAGAGUACCUGCAACAGUUCAGGCAGAACCUUGAAAGGGCCGCAGAGAUGUAUAAGAAUAAACGUACGGCCACGAACAAGGCAAUCGGGGAAACUGAUAUUCUCUUCCACUACCUCUACGAGUCCUGCACCUCGGUAGACGCUGAACAGACGACCAUUUCUGCUGACCAGUAAAAAUAUUUCGAAAUGUCGAAUUUCGAAAGCGUUUUAUAUAGUUUUCUGAUUUAGUAUUCAAAUUGUUAUUUAUUAAGGCUCUAUUUAUUUAAUCUAUUUAUUAUUACAUGAGCAACCUAUUACAUUUUGUACCGACAGUAAACUCACACAAUGUGUGAACUGUGUUGUUACAAGAAAUGUGCACGUGUCUGUGGAUGACUUGAUUUGAGCAUCCAUGAACACUGGAAUGUAAAUGCAUUUUAAAAGCAUUUUUGCUCCUUU